UGGUCCAUGCAAAUAUGGCAUCGUAGUUUACAAUUGUUUUACGUAACUCUCAAAAACCCUAAAACAUGGCCUCCACCAGUCUCCGACUUGCCGUCGGUAUCAUGGGAAACGCAGCUUCAUUGUUGCUCUACACGGCUCCCAUAUUGACGUUUUCGAGGGUGAUUAGGAAGAGGAGCACAGAGGAAUUCUCAUGCCUCCCGUACGUUAUAACGCUCUUGAACUGUUUGAUAUAUACGUGGUACGGUCUGCCGGUCGUGAGCCAUCUCUGGGAGAAUUUCCUCGUCGUCACCAUCAACGGAAUCGGCAUCUUUCUCCAAUCGAUUUUCAUUCUCAUAUAUUUCUGGUUCGCUUCACUUAAGGGAAAGAUUAGGGUUUGUGCAACGUUUGUUCCCGUUAUGGUUGCGUUCGCGGUCACCGCCGCCGUGUCGACCGCCGUAUUCCACGACCACCACCACCGGAAAAUAUACGUCGGAAGCGUCGGCCUUGUCGCCUCCGUCGCCAUGUACGGUUCACCGUUAGUCGCUGUGAAGAAAGUGAUAGAGACAGAAAGCGUGGAAUACAUGCCGUUUCACUUGUCUUUCUUCUCCUUCCUCGCCAGCUCUCUUUGGAUGGCUUAUGGAUUACUCAGCCAUGACCUCUUUCUCGCGUCGCCUAAUUUGGUGGGAUGCCCAUUGGGGAUUAUCCAGCUUCUCCUCUACUUCAAAUAUAAAAAUGGACCGACCGUACCCAGAUGGGAUAAUGAGCAAAACAAUGAAGGAGACUCCAAGGGUUCUUCCCAUGGAACAUCACUUGAGCUCGCGGUUGAUGUUCAUGCUUUUGCCCAAGACGACAAGGACAAUAAUCCGUACACUUAAUUGUACAUAUUGGGCCCGAUCUCUCCCGUCGUAUGUAUUGUCGUAUGGUUUCGAUUACAGUGUAACUGUUUCCGUCGUAUGUAUUGUCGUAUGUAUUGUCAUAUUGAGGCAUGUAUUAUAUUUUAGGCAAAUGAUGUAAACAUCAUGUCCCCAUGAUGAUGUGAUGAAUGUUAUGAGUGAAA
Molecule: messenger RNA, 1036 nt
Organism: Tarenaya hassleriana
Lineage: Eukaryota; Viridiplantae; Streptophyta; Magnoliopsida; Brassicales; Cleomaceae
Product: bidirectional sugar transporter SWEET3
Exons: 6
Coding region: 66-854 (262 amino acids)
Biological process (GO): carbohydrate transport
Cellular component (GO): membrane
Molecular function (GO): sugar transmembrane transporter activity
Source: RefSeq, a predicted model, not a curated record